AUGUCAGACUAUCUUCCAGACGAGGCGAUCAUCGAAAUUCUCUCCGGAUUGCCGGUGAAGUCGCUCCUCAAAUUCAGGUGCGUUUCCAAGGCAUGGCGGUCUCUAAUCUCCAGCCCCUUCCUCAUCGCCAACCACCUCAAUCUCUCUCUUUCCAAUCCCCAAUACCCACCCUACCUUCUUUUCCACCAUUUCGACGACCAACUCCAGAAAGAGCGCUUCACUCUCCAUUCUCCGGAUGACCCAUUUCCUCACAAUCAAUCUGGGGAGGAAGAGGAAGAAAUAGAAGAGAAUGGGGAUUUCUUUACUUACCCAUCAGGUUUCAUAGAAUUGCAAUCCCCACGCGAAAGCACCAAGCUCAGCUUGGUUAAUUCAUGCGGCGGCCUUGUUUGUUUAGCCUGCGGUUUUUUGGAACUCAAGAAUAGUUAUAUUAUCUGGAACCCAUGUAUCCAAAAAUCCAUAUCCGUUCCGGAGCCUAAUAUUGGAUUAAAAUCCGACCCGCUUCUCCAUCUUCUUGGCUUUGGGUAUCACUCCAAGAACGAUGAUUACAAAUUGGUGAGGCUUGUGUAUUCCCUUAAUUGCGGGUGGUACGCUCCGCCCCUGGUGGAGAUUUAUACGCUUCGAUUGGGCGCAUGGCGCUCUGUUAAGGCCCCUGGUCCUCCCUACUUCAUCAGUGCUCUGUACUUAUCGAAUUAG
This is a messenger RNA of Corylus avellana, 693 nucleotides long. Its product is annotated as F-box/kelch-repeat protein At3g06240. Gene Ontology annotation, molecular function: protein binding. The record is from RefSeq and is a predicted model, not a curated record. Lineage: Eukaryota; Viridiplantae; Streptophyta; Magnoliopsida; Fagales; Betulaceae.